AUGAGUUUUAUGCCAAAUGGUUCUAAACCUGAAACUGCUUCAUUUACUUGUAAUACUUGUGGUACAAUAUUUAUUAAUGCUGAAUUACAAAGGAAACAUAUGAAAACUGAUUGGCAUAGAUAUAAUUUAAAAAGAAAAGUUGCUAAUUUACCUUCAAUAUCAUCAGAGGUAUUUGCUGAAAAAUUUUUGCAACUGAAAUUAAAUAAUACUAAUGAAAAUGAAGAUGAAUAUGGUUUUUACAUUGCUAAAAGGAAAAAGAAGAAUAACUCAAAUAAAAAUUUACGUAAACAUGUUUUAACAAAUCAAAAUAGAGGUAGAAAUGAAUUUAUUAAACUGAAAAAUGUUAGGAGUGCAAGUCCAGCAACUUCUAUUGCAUCUGAAUUUUCACAAUUUUCAUUAGGUGAUGAUGAAGUUCAUUAUGAUGAAACAUUAGAUACUGGAUCGGAGUUAAAUUAUACUGAAUCUGAUUUUACAGAUUUAGAUCAUUCGUCAGAUGAAGGAAUGCAAGAAUCAGAUGAUGAAUCUAUUGAGGAAGUUAAAGCUAUACCUAUCUCUCAUUGCUUUUAUUGCGGAAAGAAUAAUCAUGAAAUUGAAACAAAUGUUAGACAUAUGUAUAAUCAUGGUUUAUACAUACCUGAAAGAUCAUUUUUAAUUGAUUUGGAGGGGUUGCUUAAUUAUUUAAGUGAGAUGAUAUCAAUUUAUAAUGCAUGUUUAGUCUGUGGGUUCGAAGGUAAAAAUUUAGAAAGUAUUAGACAGCAUAUUAAAUCAAAAGGUCAUUGUAAAAUACCUUAUGAAACAAAGGAUGAAAAAUCAGAUAUUUCAAGAUUCUAUGAUUUUAUUGAAGAAGAGGAAAAAGAAUCGACAGAAAGAAAAGUUGGAUUUUUAGAUGAGCCUGAAUCUUCGGCAUUAAUAAUAUAUAAUGGUGUAAAUGAUAAUUAUAUAACUUGUGACUUGGAUGAUUCUGGUGUUCAAUUAAUAUUACCAACAGGUUCAAGAAUUGGUCAUAGAUCUAUGCAAAGGUAUUAUAGACAGAAUAUUUUACUACCUCAAGAUAAACAAGAUGGUCAAAAAACGCAAGCUUUAGUUGAUAGAAGGUUUUCUCCAGGAUUAACAUAUAAUCAAAUUUCAAGACAUGAAAAGGAAGUACAAAAAAUUGAAAAUAUUAAUAAAAAUAUUGCAGUUAGAAAAACUAAAACGAAGAAGACUAAUUAUCAAAAACAUUAUAGAGAUGCAAUAUUAGGUACAUAG
Insectozyma verbasci is the source of this 1248-nucleotide messenger RNA. Lineage: Eukaryota; Fungi; Ascomycota; Pichiomycetes; Serinales; Debaryomycetaceae. The record is from the annotation of a GenBank genome assembly.